AUGGAAUUAUUAACUAUAUUGAUUUUGAUUCUUAGUUGUCCCUUAAUUGUUACUUCUGAGGACUACCAUUACAUGGCAUAUGUUAUUCAGUGGGUUCCGACGUAUUGUGGACGAGUAAACUGCAAGGCUGAUAUUAUGCAACGGCCGUUGAGGUUCACCCUCCACGGCCUCUGGCCGGGAAACAGCACUGGAGGGAGUUUGAAAUGCAAUCCGCCUCCACAUGGUACUGAGGACAAAGUCAAGGAAGUGUGGAAAAAUUCCAAAACACUUGAAGAUAACCUCCACAAAUACUGGCCUAGUUUGAGCUCUGAUGGAUGGACAGAUGAGGAAUUCUGGAUGCAUGAAUGGGAGGCCCAUGGCUACUGCACUAAACAGACACUCCCAGCUGCUGAUUAUUUUCGGGCAGCGAUUGUGGCCAACGUCGAUAAACUUCUUGCCAGAGUGAGGAACACAUUUAUGACUGCAAAUAUGGUAGGAUUAGGUGAUCAGGCUUACGAUAAGCAACAUCUAAUUAUCGCUCUCCAUAAUGCGCGCGGGCUACCCCCUGACCCCUAUAUCUCUUGUAUUCCAAAGAAUUCGAGUCAUGUGUUUCUGAAGGAGAUCCACUUCUGCCUGGAUAAAACAAAACUCCAGAGAUUCAUUCCCUGCCCGACGAGCCAAGACACCAGAGGAUGUGGUGAAGGGAACAUCAUAAUUCCAUCUAGGGCCAUCUAUGGCUCGCUGCUACAAGCUGGAGGUUAA
This is a messenger RNA of Lycium ferocissimum, 741 nucleotides long. RefSeq names its product ribonuclease 3-like. Gene Ontology annotation, biological process: RNA catabolic process. Gene Ontology annotation, molecular function: ribonuclease T2 activity; RNA binding. NCBI's taxonomy places the organism in Eukaryota, Viridiplantae, Streptophyta, Magnoliopsida, Solanales, Solanaceae. Bases 1 to 741 code for a protein of 246 amino acids. The record is from RefSeq and is a predicted model, not a curated record. Gene Ontology annotation, cellular component: extracellular region. The transcript has 3 exons.